UCUUGUAGGUUGUUUGUCAUAGUGCUCGCCUCGUGCUCGCAGUUGGAAAAACUAAAUUAUCCCAAAUUGUAUAAAUUUUUUUUUAUUAAUAUAUAAAUGGCGGCCAAAACGUACACUUUAGAAGUUGUAAAACAGCACAAUAAACCAGAGGAUCUUUGGAUAAUUAUCGAAGGAAAAGUGUAUGAUGUUACUAAAUUUCGGAACGAGCAUCCCGGAGGGGAAGAAACACUAGACGAAGUAGGUGGCCGUGACGCCACACGCGAUUUUCAGGAUGUUGGACAUAGUCAAGAAGCAAAGCAAAUGCUUAAAAAGUAUUACAUAGGCGAUCUCGAGGUCGACAAAACGUGUAAAUUGCCAGUAAGACAUAUAUGCUGUGCAGUUGGCGCUUUCACUACUGGACUACUCUUCGUUAUAAUCAUCAGGAAACUUUUAGCCAGCAAGUGAAAUUGUUGAGAUAUCGUUAUAUUGGUACGACAUGUUGCGACCCACACCGGAAAUAUAAUCAAAAAGUAAACGGAACUGCUAUACAAGAUACCUCAGUGUACUCAUCAUUUCCAAAAUUUAGGAUAAUACAAGUAAACUGUAGUAAAACUGUAAAUUAAACUGCAUAUUUGAGUUAUAACGUUUUAUAAGAAGUACAGUUAAAUUAUAUGUACAUAUGUAUGUAUGUGUUAUAAGAAGUGUACGAAAUAUGAACAUAAACUACGUAAAAUAAAUGUUUUUAAAGUAAA
Bactrocera dorsalis (oriental fruit fly) is the source of this 731-nucleotide messenger RNA. RefSeq names its product cytochrome b5. Gene Ontology annotation, cellular component: membrane; intracellular membrane-bounded organelle. The transcript is spliced from 4 exons. Bases 97 to 444 code for a protein of 115 amino acids. Gene Ontology annotation, molecular function: heme binding. NCBI's taxonomy places the organism in Eukaryota, Metazoa, Arthropoda, Insecta, Diptera, Tephritidae. The record is from RefSeq and is a predicted model, not a curated record.